AUGACGUCAAUCGCCGUCUGCAGCGCCGCAUUUCGCCGCGAGCCCGUCACCAUCCUUGACAGUUCUGCCGCAACGACUACGCUCCGCGACCUUGAGAAGCACCUGACACAACUGCAGGGUGCUGGCCAACGACUCCAAGUGCACGCAGAUAUCCACGACGCAUACCUGGAGGAGCUUGCGGCACACGACAGCGAGAGCGUGCAGCGCGUGGCACGCGGCAAGGCGGCACUGGCAAAACUGGAGCACCGGCUGGGCCGGCGCAUUGCCUGGCUGCUCGAAGGUGAUCCCCACCAACACCAACACCAGCACCAGCGGCAGGCAGAGCCACACCCCGAUGAUGUUCACGCUGCUCAACAGCUCCUUGGUGAGGCUGCACAGUACUUUUCCCCUCCUGGCCUCAAGCUGCUCUCAUCCACUGCGCCGUCCACCGCGUCCAGCAGUGACACCUCUUUCCAGUCGUCGGCCUCUCCGCCCUCUCCACAGCUUCUCGAACAAGCGAGUCAUGCGCUAGUGAGUGCAAACAGCACCGCCGUAACCACAACAGCAACCGCCACAGCAGCAGUGGAGCAGCUUCAGCCACAGCAGCAGCACCACAACACCAGUCAGUCCUCUCCAAACACCAAACGCAGCCUCUCUCAGCUCGCCCACCACCACCAUCAUCACCACCACCAUCCUCAUAACCACCGCCAGGACACGCCGUCCCCUGCUUCGUCCCACUCGUCAUUCAUUCCGCAAGGGCAGCGCCCCGUGGAGGACUGGCCACCAGCCACCGCCACAUCUGCACCCGCCACACCAAGGCAUCGGCGACCAGCAGCAGCAGCAGCAGCAGCAGCAGCAGCAGUAACAGCAAUGCCAUCAACCACGCCGACAACACCAACCACCCCUCGAGUGACAGCAGCGGCAACAGCGGCAGCCGCAACAUCACAGACGCAGGAAAGUGUUGCAGUCGCAAGGAUGGGUGCAGCCAAGACAACGACACCAACACUGAUGACAACGACGGAGAGGAAACGUCGACACGUGAAGCGUAGUCACCUCGCUGCUCACAACAAGCCGCAUGGUGAUUCGCAACCCUACCCGCAUGGCAGCCGCACGACUGCUGAUGGCGAUGGUGGCGACAAUGAUGAUGAUGAUGGUGAUGAUGCUGAUGACGAUGAUGAUGAUGAUGACAUGGACGCCAAUAUUCCAUGCAGUUUUGAGGCACACAAGCAGCACCAACACCAGCACCAGCGCAAGAAGACUGGGCGUGGUGCCAAGCGGCAGACAUACGCGCACCAAGCGCGCCAUGGCGUGGAGGUAGGAAGAGCUGUUGUGACCACACCUCAAGAACAGCAAGCCCACCCCAGCACCAACAACGGUGGCGGCGAGAAGGACGUGCGUACGCAACACAACAACAGCCACAUCUCCACAGCCACAGCAACAGCAACAGCCACAGGUGGCUUGGCAAAGAAGAAGGCAAAACUGUCGGCUGGUCGUGCACUGACACCGGAGACUGGAGAGCAAGAUGUUCGUGUGGGUGAUGAAGGCAUGAGCACAGCCGUUCGUGGUGCCACUGCUACUUCUGCAAGCGCCACAGCAGCAAGUGGCGACAGCCAGCGUGUUGCCGUCACGGUCACAGAGGCAGCAGUGUCCAUGAUCACACGCGCAACAACGAAGACAUCCGUCUCAACGGCGGCUGGUCUCCGCAUCCCAACUGCCAACAACGACCGUCGGCAUCAACAGCAACAACGGCAGUCGCAGCAGUCACAGGAGCAACAUCCAAUCACGAGUACGCAGAAGGUUCGAUCGCCUUCAUCUGUCAACGAACAGCAGUCACAACUGCUUCAUGCUCCACCAAACCAACAACAACAACAACGACAACGACAACGACAACAGCAAGAGCAUGGAAGGGGCAAUUUCGGCGUCGGUGGUGGUGGUCAACACAUCACCAGUCCCACGCGGCGCCUUGUGCGGUCGGUUGCAAGCCUGAGCCCGAUUGCAAUGCCGUACGAACACGAUGUCACGGGCGGUGGUGAUGGCGGUAGUGUCGGUGAUGGUGACCUGGAGGCCGAGAGCGACAACAUUCAAGAUGACGACGAUGAGGAGGAAGAGGAGGAAGAUGAAGAGGAAGAACGUGAAGCGUGACGGAAGAAGGUCGGGUGGGUGAUGAGGGAACCAUGUCGUGUACGUUUGCAAGGCUGCCACAUUUGUGGUCACGAUCGGUUGAGGCGCGGUGAUGUCUUGCUUGUUGCGUGUGUGGUGUACUCUGGAACCAAC
Molecule: messenger RNA, 2253 nt
Organism: Salpingoeca rosetta
Lineage: Eukaryota; Choanoflagellata; Craspedida; Salpingoecidae
Exons: 6
Coding region: 1-2121 (706 amino acids)
Source: RefSeq, a predicted model, not a curated record